AUGGCGACCGCAACCCAGACACGGACGCACGCCGGCCACUCGCACUCGCACCAUGACAAUGUCUACCUGACCUCGCAGGAUAAGAACGACGCCGGCGUGCGAAUCACACGCAUCGGGCUGUACUCCAACCUCGGCAUGGCCAUCGCAAAGUUCAUCGGCGGCUACCUCUUCAACUCGCAGGCCAUGAUCGCAGACGCCUGGCACAGCAUGACCGACCUCGCAUCCGACAUCCUGACCCUCGCGACCGUGUCCUUUAGCCUGCGACCACCGUCCGAUACAUAUCCGACCGGAUUCGGCAAGGUCGAGAGCCUGGGCUCCCUGGGCGUCUCGGGCAUGCUGCUGGCGGGCGGCGUGUUCAUGGGCAUGAGCAGCCUGGAGUCGCUGUACGGGCACUUCUUCCUGGACCCGGCCGCCGCGGAGGCGUUGCUGCACCACGGCCACGGGCACAGCCACGGCGUCGGCCCCAGCCUGCACGCCGCCUGGCUGGCACUGGGGACGGUGCUGAUCAAGGAGUGGCUAUACCAUGCGACUAUGAAGGUCGCAAAAGAAAGAAAAUCCGCCGUCCUGGCCUCCAACGCCAUCCACCACCGUGUCGACAGCUGGACGGGAAUCGUCACCCUGCUCGUGAUCCUUGGUGCGAAUUUCCUGCAAGACGCGACGUGGCUGGACCCCGUCGGAGGACUCCUGAUCUCGUUCCUGGUUAUAAAGGGCGGCUGGGGCAACACGCUCUCCUCGCUCUACGAGCUGGCGGACCGGACUAUUGACGAUGAGGUCAAGAGGUCAGUCAGGAAACAGGUGACGAAGAGCCUAGAGGGCGUCACGGAAGGCCACGAGGUGGAGCUCCGAGACGUGUCGGGCAUCAAGUCCGGCCAGAACUACCUGAUCGACCUGGAGCUGGCGGUCCCCAGCACCUGGACCAUCGAGGACGUCCGAGACAUUGAGAACGCGGUGCGGACAUUCGUCGGAGGCAAGGUCCGUGGGGUCAGGAAGGUCCGGGUGCGAUUUGUGCCCAAGACCGCCGAUGGCGAGAUCCCCAAGUUCGACGAGUUCAUCCCCGGGAGCGUCAGCCCACAAUCAAGCCCAGAGCCGGAGGAGCACAACCACAGCCACGAGAACGGCAAUGGCAACGGCAACGGACACCAUAAGCAAAAUUGA
Messenger RNA from Diaporthe citri, 1155 nucleotides. RefSeq lists its product as uncharacterized. Gene Ontology annotation, molecular function: monoatomic cation transmembrane transporter activity. Bases 1 to 1155 code for a protein of 384 amino acids. The record is from RefSeq and is a predicted model, not a curated record. Gene Ontology annotation, biological process: monoatomic cation transport; transmembrane transport. Gene Ontology annotation, cellular component: membrane. NCBI's taxonomy places the organism in Eukaryota, Fungi, Ascomycota, Sordariomycetes, Diaporthales, Diaporthaceae. The transcript has 2 exons.